Mastomys coucha (southern multimammate mouse) is the source of this 747-nucleotide messenger RNA. It is a transcript of the gene Hhla2, whose product is annotated as HERV-H LTR-associating 2. NCBI's taxonomy places the organism in Eukaryota, Metazoa, Chordata, Mammalia, Rodentia, Muridae. Gene Ontology annotation, cellular component: external side of plasma membrane. Gene Ontology annotation, biological process: positive regulation of T cell proliferation; negative regulation of T cell proliferation; cell surface receptor signaling pathway. The record is from RefSeq and is a predicted model, not a curated record.
AUGUUAGACAUAUUCUUCCCAGCCUUCUUCAGUUGCCUUAUUAGUAAUACUGAGCAACUCAUUCGUGAAAGAUAUGAUGAAGAUGUAGUUUUCCCUUGCCCAUUUAAGAGUAGGUCUCAAGUUGUAAUUCACUGGAGAAAUGAAGGAAACUAUGUUUGCAGUUACUAUCACGGCAUGGAUCACUUGGGGACAAAGUACCUGAGAUAUGCAAACAGGACAUCCUUCUUUCAUAAUGGUGGGAAUGCCUCUCUCUCUUCUCUCAUUGUCAGAAGACCGAGCCUUCUGGAUGAAGCAACUUAUAUCUGCUAUAUGGGAACAACAAGGGAAAGUGUCAGAAACAAAGUUGUGCUGAAAGUGGGAGCUUUCCACACACCUGUAAUGAAAUAUGUAAAGAGGAACAUAGAGAGCUUUCUGCCAAAUCAAGAUUUCCAUGUUACUUGGCCUGAGGUAGAAAAUGGGAGAUACUCUCUCUUGGAUUGGAGUAUAAGCUCAUCACAGGACACAAUUGCUACUAACCUUCAAUUCUCAUGGAAUAAAAAGAUGAGAUCACAGUUCCUCAUGACUUUGAGAGAUCUUCAUGUGUGAGAUAGUGGGGAAUACUUGUGAAAUGUUUCUUCGAUUGAGUAUACUUUUCUCACUGUCCACAGACUGCAUGUAGGGACCAGAAGAAACAGAUACUCUGCUGCUGAUGAUGAUCAAUCUUACCUGGUUCCCCUGGCAGAGGAAGACGUGGAUUGUGGUUCUUGA